AUGCCGCCGAUCCUGCCGCCGAUGCCGCCGAUGCUGCCGCCGAUCCUGCCGCCGACCGUCACUGAGCCGAACGCCACUGAGCCGAACGCCACUGAGCCGAACGCCACUGAGCCGAACGCCACUGAGCUCCUGCCGCCGCCGAUCCUCCCGCCACUGAGCCCGCCGCCGAGCCUUUCGCCCAGCUCUCCACCGUGGUGGUGCGCUGCCUUGGUGAUGCUCUGCGUCGUGCGCCGCAUCUGCCGCUACAAGUCGCCGCUGAGCCGCUGGUCCAGCUCGCGCUGGUCCAGCGUCCGCUACAGCGCCCGCCACAGCUUCCAGCGCAGCUUCCGGCACGCGCGCGGCAGCUCCGCGCGCUGGUCCGCCGCCGGUACCCCCACAGUGGAGCGCGUGCGCGCCCGCCACUCGACGGUGGACGUCGAGGCCGGCGUCGACCAUCUCGAGGCGCACCUGAGGCGGCUGAGCUCCGAGAAGCUUCCACCCGCGUCCUUCGACGCGCCGGUCUCGACGGAGCCCUCGCUGGCGUCCGCGAUCCUCGCGGCCUCGACCGGCGGCGCAGGUCUCUUGUCGCCGUCGUCGCUGAGGUCGAGGGCAUACGCUGACCUACGCCCGGUGGAGAGGGGCGCUUUGCCAGAAGACGACGUGGCGGCGACCACUCCUCUGGUGGCCGGCCGCGAGGCAACGGCUUCGUCGGCGCCGCGCGAGGGCGGCCCGCCGCCGCGGUCGGCGACGGAGCGCCGGGCGGCGACGGAGCGCCCCAAGGGAGGCGGGACGGCCAAGCGCUUCCGGCGGCGCGCACCGUCGCCACCCCCCGGCGUCAUGAUACCCCCGGACACGGCGGCGCCGCCGCAGUGGAGCGCGCUUGAGUGGGUCACGCACCAAGAGAGCGUGGACGGCUUCGCCAUAUCCGUGCGCAGCUUCGACUCGACGUCGAGCCGCGGGCGCUCCAGCGGCUGGGCCGUCUAUGCCGGAAGCGCGGACGAAGUCUCGUCGGGCGAUGUUUCAGACGGGAUCGCCAGGGCGAGCAGCGCAGCCCCCCGGCAGCAGCGUCCGCCAUCCCGGCCGUUCGGACGCAAGUGA
Emiliania huxleyi CCMP1516 is the source of this 1077-nucleotide messenger RNA. RefSeq lists its product as hypothetical. Lineage: Eukaryota; Haptophyta; Isochrysidales; Noelaerhabdaceae. The transcript has 2 exons. The record is from RefSeq and is a predicted model, not a curated record. The coding region runs from base 1 to 1077 and encodes 358 amino acids.